AUAGACUCGGCUAUUAAGAGCAAUGGCGUGGACUGUAACGCAAGGAACAAACAACUUAACCACCGGAAAGGCAGAUGAUAGUGAGAGUUCACAAACAGCAUUAGCGGUUGUCGUGUGCACCUUCGCCACGCUAGGACUUGCUUUGAACUUUCUACUGAAUCCACUCAUGCUGUUGGUCUUGCAUCGCGUCACCAGCAUUCAGCCCACGACCAAAAUCUUCAUGGUGUCCCUGACCGCGUCUGACCUAGGCUCGGGGUUGGUCUGGCUUCUCGAAUUACCGGAGCUGUUCCUGGGAGCCUGGCCGUUGGGAGGGUUUCUCUGCGCCGCGACCGGCGUGAUGAUGUUCACGACCCGCGCGAUGGGCGUGUUUUCACUUCUCUUGCUAACCGUGAACCGCUACAUCGCGGUUUCCCGUCCACUCCGGUACCCCACCCUGAUGACUGUGUUUAGGUCAAAGGUCAUCGUCUGCUCCACCUGGGCCGCCGUAACUGCGAUCUGCAUUACUGUCUACGGGAUCUACCACCCGAAGUACAUCCUCGAGAGUGGCCCCCUCAAGUUAUGCAUUUGGGAAAGUGACUGGAGGCAGUAUGUAUCCAUCGUUACUAUGCUGUCUGUUUUAUUGGUCGUGUCGUUCCUAUAUGUGCAUAUUUUAAUGAUAGCACGUCGGCACGCCCGGCGCAUUGCCACCGACAACCAAGUCGGUAAUGGGCAGGCGAUGGGGCAAAUCCCACAAAACGUCAGCACACGGUCAACCACGACUGUCGUCAUCAUCACUGGUACACUGAUGGUAUCCUGGUUACCCACAGUCAUCAUCUUGUCGACACUGAUCCCCGAAACAGAUUUUGCGGGUUACCGGAUUUUCCUAUUGGUAAACCUGACGGACGAUUUUCUCCUAGCCAACACGUGGCUAAACGUUAUCAUCUACUACCUGCGCAACCGCGAUUUACGCCAGACAAUUCAUCUCAUAUUGUCUGCCUGGCUAAGCCAUUUGUGCCGGGGACCACGGCCGUAGAAAUAGGCUUGGAGAACAAUAUUUUAGUUUAUUUUUCAGUCAAUGAAGAAAUGUAAUAUCAGCAUUUAGAUAUAAUAUUCAUACAAAUAAAUGUGUUGUCCAUAAUUGAAAUUAUGUGGACAUGGACAGCUCCAAUUUCAAAGAAGAUGUUAGUCAUUUUAGAUUACAGUUCAAGUUAAUAAGAAACUGAAGUUCCUGUGAAUUCGGGCGAUUCGCAAUGCAGUGUGCUACCAAGAAUUUUCCAUGGAGAGUCCAUUUUUCAAGUUUACGGUCGACAAAACAUGGCCCAUUUGAAUGAGUGUCAGUAGACAACUUCAGCUAGAUUGGGGCGUAGCGUUCUGUCGCCUUACACAAAUCACCAUAUUGAUAAAGAGAAAAGAA
Patiria miniata (bat star) is the source of this 1393-nucleotide messenger RNA. RefSeq names its product adenosine receptor A2b-like. Gene Ontology annotation, cellular component: membrane. Gene Ontology annotation, biological process: G protein-coupled receptor signaling pathway. Lineage: Eukaryota; Metazoa; Echinodermata; Asteroidea; Valvatida; Asterinidae. The record is from RefSeq and is a predicted model, not a curated record. The coding region runs from base 23 to 1012 and encodes 329 amino acids. The transcript has a single exon. Gene Ontology annotation, molecular function: G protein-coupled receptor activity.